ACACAACCCAUAAAUGCAAAACCAAAUGGUCUUCUUCUUCUUCUUGAUUUCCUAACCAUGCUUUACUACUGCGACGACCUCGUUUUGUUCGGCUUGGACCUCCACCUCUUCCAGAGAGUGGCGGACUUCUUCAUCUCCAUUGCCUGCUUCUCCAUCCCUCUCGAGCUCCUCUAUUUCCUCUCUCGCUCCUCUGCCUUCCCCUUCCGCUUCCUCUUCCUUUGGUUCUCUUCUUUCAUCCUCCUUUGCGGCUUCACCCACUUCUUCUUGGUGGUUGCCACCCAGCGAUGCUCCUUCGCUUUUUGGGUCACGUUGACUGUGAUCAAGCUGUGUACUGCUCUGGUGUCGCUCGUGAUCUCGCUUGCUCUGCUCAGGCUUAUUCCCAAGAUGUUGAACGUGAUGGUGAGGGAGGACUUGUUGCGGAGGAAGACGAGAGAGCUGGGUGUGAAGGUGGAGUUGAUGAGGAGGAACGAGGAGACGUGUCAGUGUAUGAGGAUGUUGACUCGGGAGAUUAGGAAGUCGUUGGACCGCCACACCAUUCUGUACACCACCAUUGUGGAGCUCGCUAGGGCUUUGUUCCUGGAUAAUUGCGCCAUCUGGGCGGUGGACGACUCGGGCUCGGUGGCGACGCUGAUUCAUGACUUGAGUAGGAGGGAGGAUCCGGUGUCGAUCCCAGUGGAGGGUUCGGAGUUGAUGGACAUUUUGGGUGGGGAUGGGGUUAAGCUUUUGGGGUCCAAUUCGAAGUUGGGUCGGGAGACGGGGAACGGUUUGGGCCUGGCGAUUCGGGUGCCGAUGCUUAGGGUUUCAGAUUUCGGUGCGGCCAAGGCUUGUCACGCCAUCCUGGUUUUGGUUCUUCCAGAAGAUGAGGUCAGGAUUUGGAGCCCAGAAGAGCUCGAACUUGUGGAAGUUGUGGCAGACCAGGUGGCUGUGGCACUGUCUCAUGCUGGAAUUGUUGAAGAUUCAGUGAUGAUGAUAGAAAAACUCAUGGAACACAAUAUUGUUCUGCAUAGAGCUAUAGAGAUGGCCCUGUUGGCUAAUGAGUCAAUGUGCUUGGCGCAGAAGGUGAUGAAUCUAGAGAUGGUUAAACAGAGUCGAUCAAUUGCUGCAAUUCUGUCAAUUCUGCAGAUUGAGAAAAUGGGAUCAGAGAAACAGAGUAGAAUAGUUGGUCAUAUAGCAAAGAUAAGUCAUGUGUUGUCUGCUUUGAUGGAGGAUGCGAUUGGGUUUUUGGGUUUGGGAGAUUAUAGAUUACAACUGAAGUCUCGGGUGUUUAGCCUCCAUUCAAUGUUGAAAGACAUCGAGAGCAUAUCCAGGCUCUUGUGUGCUUUCCAGGGAUUGAAUUUUGAGAUGGAGGUGCCCGAGAAGUUGCCAGAUCAUGUAAUUGGAGACCAAACGAGGAUUCUUCAGGCUGUUCUGUACAUGCUGGGAAAUGUCUUGUGUUUGGGAGACGGUGGAAGCUUUGUUCUCUGUGUAUCUUCCAUUAACAGUACAGACACUAAUUGCUUAAAAUGGAAACAACUUACUUAUGAGGACUCAGCUCUCUUGAAAUUCGAGGUCUGCAGAACUAAUUCAAAAGAAUACGACCCGAGUUCAUCAGAAGAGAUCCGUGAAAAACACAACUCUGAAACUGCUAAUCCUGGGAUUUUUAGCUUCAAUACAUGUGAAAGGAUGGCAAAGCUCAUGCAUGGGACUCUAUCAAUCGGCCCCAGCUCUUUGGGGUCUGGUAGAAGUAUGAACUUGACAAUCAGAUUACCUAUCCAUCCAUCGGAGGGAUGUCUUAUUGAACCAAGGUGCAUGGAUCCCCAGACUGCGGGAUGCCUUUUCAAAGGAAUGAAAACCCUCCUUGCUGACAGUGAUAGUUUCAACCGAUCCAUUACCAGGAAACUAAUGACAAACUUAGGCUGUCACCUAACAGUUGUUUCAUCUUGGAACCAAUGUAAAGAAACUCUUCAAUUGAGAGGAAGCCAUUUUCAUCUACUGCUGAUAGAAGACGACCUUUUGGAAGAGGAUGGAAAGCAGAUCUUUGCUUGGAUAAGAAAAUUAAGCUUGAGAAGUUUGCUUAGGGUAGUUGCACUGACAUCAGAAUCCAAUUGGGAUAUCCAGAGUUGGUGUCUUCACCAUGGAACUGAUGGUGUAAUUCGCAAGCCCGUCAUACUGGAAGAGCUGGAGGAUGUGUUGCAAAGGGUUUUUCUGCUAAAAGAGGGUACACCCUUCCCCUUCCUACAAAAUCCAGAUUGAAUUACACAUAAGUUUGAGAAAUCUUUUCUUGUUUGGUUUUUUGUUACAGAGAAAAGUACAUCCUGGGAAGUUAUAGCAUUUUCUUUUUUUUUCUUUUUUUUUGUUCUUUUGGGUUUUGUUUAAACAUUGUAUUAUGGAGUUCGACUAGGUAGGGAACACAGAAUUGGAAACCUAGAAGUUAAUACAUUCACGUUGCAA
Molecule: messenger RNA, 2430 nt
Organism: Vitis riparia (riverbank grape)
Lineage: Eukaryota; Viridiplantae; Streptophyta; Magnoliopsida; Vitales; Vitaceae
Product: ethylene receptor 2-like
Exons: 2
Coding region: 58-2232 (724 amino acids)
Biological process (GO): phosphorelay signal transduction system
Cellular component (GO): endoplasmic reticulum
Molecular function (GO): protein binding; ethylene receptor activity; ethylene binding
Source: RefSeq, a predicted model, not a curated record